Messenger RNA from Symbiodinium pilosum, 642 nucleotides. Lineage: Eukaryota; Dinophyceae; Suessiales; Symbiodiniaceae. The record is from the annotation of a GenBank genome assembly.
GAGGCCGAGUAUGAGGAAGGCGAGCGCGGCUUCCUGGUCACCGGAAUGACCUGCCAAAACGCUCUGCGAGGAUUGAAGGAUUUGCGACUUUGGCUGGAAGUGGAGGCUGCAGAGGAGGAACAACCCGCCGCCAAAGAGGCGCGAGGUGUCGCUGAGAGUUUGGAUGCAGAGCUUGCAGAGUUACGAAGCGACCCUACGCAGAGGCGUUUCGUGACAAUCGGGAUGGUCUGCAAGGAGGUAGCCUUCCUACGUCUGCAGCGGGCCUCUGAUGUUCCGUCCAAGCUGGCUUGCCAGUGCUUGGCAUCGACUGCAAAGAAGCGAUUCGUUUCGCGCUUUGCCGACCGUGUCCUUCCAGUGGAUGCGUCUGCACGGCCAAAGGCGGAAAGCUUCCGAAGUCUAGCCGAAGACACUUUAUCUCCUCAUUCGGGCCGGCCCUGGCGCUUGCUGUACGAAGCCUUCCGCGGCGGGUGGAACACGGUUUCCAAAGAGGAUGCAAUGGAAGCAUGCAAACAGCACCUGGGGGCAGAUUGCCAAAGUGUCAGUGAGCCCGAGGUGGCGGUCGUUUGCACGGUGCAGCCGCGCUUCGUAGGAUUGGCUGUUGUCGAGAUGGAUGUCGACUUCCUGCGGGUGGAUGACGAAUGA